This is a messenger RNA of Dentiscutata heterogama, 825 nucleotides long. NCBI's taxonomy places the organism in Eukaryota, Fungi, Glomeromycota, Glomeromycetes, Diversisporales, Gigasporaceae. The record is from the annotation of a GenBank genome assembly.
AUGGAUUCAACUAUUACAAUGAACGAUGGAAAUAAAAUUCCAGUAAUAGGGCUAGGUCUUUGGCAGGCUGAAAGUGGUCAAACUACACAACAAGCAAUUUCAUGGGCUUUAGAAGCAGGAUAUAGGCAUUUUGACACAGCAGCUGCGUAUGGAAAUGAAAAAGAUGUUGGAAUUGCUAUCGCAAAUAGUAACAUUCCUCGAGAAGAAAUUUUUGUUACAACAAAGAUUUGGAAUACUGAUCAGGGUUAUGAGUCAACUCUUAAAGCCGCAGAUACUUCAUUGAAAAAUCUUCAAAUUGGAUAUAUUGAUUUGCUACUUUUACAUUCUCCUUUGCCCGGUCCUCAGAAACGAGCGGAAAGUUAUAAAGCUUUACAAGAGUUGGUCAAGAAAGGAUUAGUAAAAAGUAUUGGAGUUUCAAAUUAUGGAGUGAAGCAUUUACAAGAAUUAUUAGACAGUAAUCCAGAGAUUAAACCCGCAGUAAACCAGGUUGAGAUCCAUCCAUGGUUAACUCGAAGUGAUAUUGUGUCUUUUUGCAAUGAACAUAAUAUUGUUGUUGAAGCUUAUUCACCACUUACUAGAGGACAAAAAUUAAAUGAUCCUAUUCUUACUCGUAUCGCUAAUGAAUAUGGAAAAACAUCAGCACAAAUUUUGAUCCGAUGGGGACUUCAACAUAAUUUCGUAACAUUACCAAAAAGUGUUAAGAAAGAACGUAUCAUUGAGAAUGCGAAUAUUUUCGAUUUUGAAAUCAAAAAAAGUGAUAUGGAAACACUUGAUAGUCUGGAUGAAUACCUUGUUGUUUCUUGGGAUCCUACUGUAGCUGAAUGA